Messenger RNA from Gallus gallus (chicken), 5687 nucleotides. It is a transcript of the gene SEC23IP, whose product is annotated as SEC23 interacting protein. NCBI's taxonomy places the organism in Eukaryota, Metazoa, Chordata, Aves, Galliformes, Phasianidae. Gene Ontology annotation, cellular component: COPII-coated ER to Golgi transport vesicle. The coding region runs from base 97 to 3450 and encodes 1117 amino acids. Gene Ontology annotation, molecular function: protein binding; metal ion binding. The record is from RefSeq and is a predicted model, not a curated record. The transcript has 19 exons. Gene Ontology annotation, biological process: endoplasmic reticulum to Golgi vesicle-mediated transport.
GCCGCUCCCGGCGGGGAAGGAGGCACCGGCCCGCGGCCCUCCCGCCGGCUCGCUCCUGGCAGAUCCCGGCCCCGCCCGGCCCCGCGCUCACCGAAGAUGCCCUGCACGAUGCUGAAGGGGUUGUUGAGCCAGUCGGCCACGCACGGCAUGGUGGGAGCGAAGCGAGCGAGGGCUGCUGCCGCCGCCACCGCCGCCUCCCCAGCGCCCUGCAGUCGCCAACUCCCGCUCACCAGCCCAGAGCGGGGGCCGCGGACUUCCGCCCUCCGCCUUCUCCUCCUCCUCUUCCUCUCAGAGCGGCCGCAGCAAUGGCGGCGCGAUCCGGACCCGCCUUUUCCUUCCGCCCCUCCCUUCUCCUCCUCCCGCCGCGCCCGCCCGCGGAGCCGCCAUCUUAAAGGCGGGCGGGAUGAGGGCGGAAGGGGCCGGGCCGCUGCGGGGAAGGGACGUGGACGGGGCGCAGCCAUGGCGGCGGCGAAGCCCGGUACCGGCACCAACCUUCUCUUCGCUUCCUCCGCCACGGAAUUCAACUUCACCGUGCCCUUCAUCCCGGUCAGCCAGGCGCCGGCCGCGCCACCGGGCCCCGCUCUCCUUACAGCGGAUGAUUCUGCAGAUGUUGGCGAAGAGGACAGCUUCUUGGGUCAGACUUCUGCCAGCCCUAAUCCUCCACAGACUUUCAACUAUUUCUCCCAAGUGCCCAGUAGCAGCGAUCCAUUUGGAAGCAUUGGGCAGCCGCCCUUAACAUCUUCUGCCCCACCUGUUGGAGCAGCAGCCUUCUCCAGGCCUCCAACUUCACUUCCACUUGUGACUGGGUCACAGGAUGGGCAAAAUGCCUUUUCUCCACAGCUUCCCAAGUCACAGUCCUCUUCUGGCCCUCCACCUACUUCACAGGUGGGAAUCACAGGUUAUCAGACUCCUCAGCAGAGCUGUCCUCCACCUGCAAAUGCUUCUGCUCUUCCAUCUCAGCAGGGGUAUAACCCUUAUCGCCACACCACCCUGAGCAGCAGAGCCAACCCAUACCUUACUCCACCACAACUGCAGCAGGGUCAUGCGCCAACCCCACCGGUUCACCCACCAUCUUCUGUCCCACCUGUCCAGAUGUAUCAGACACCUCCAGGGCCACUGACACAGUUUCCCCAGUCUCAGUCACAGCUCCGAGCUCCCAGGCCUGCAGGUCCACUGGUCCAAGCACCUCCUGUUCUGCCACAGAACCAAUAUGAGCCGGUUCAACCACACUGGUUCUACUGUAAGGAAGUGGAGGACAAGCAAAUAUGGAUGCCAUUCAGCAUUCUGGAUUCUGCAAAACUAGAGGAAGUCUAUAAUUCUGUCCAGCCUGAUCCUGAGAGUGUGGUUCUGAGCACUGAUGGCGGACGCUAUGAUGUGUACCUGUAUGACAGAAUGAGGAAGGCUGUUUACUGGGAAGAGGAGCCUUCAGAAGUGAGACGAUGUAUGUGGUUCUAUAAGGGAGAGAAGGAUAGCCGCUUUAUUCCCUACACUGAGGAUUUUAGUGAUAAGCUAGAGGCAGAAUAUAAAAGGGCCGUAACUACAAAUCAAUGGCAUCGUCGGCUUGAAUUCCCAAAUGGGGAGACAAUUGUUAUGCAUAAUCCCAAGGUUAUAGUUCAGUUCCAACCUUCUGCCACAUCAGAUGAGUGGGGGACCUCUCAAGAUGGUCAGGCAAGACCAAGGGUAGUAAAACGUGGAAUUGAUGAUGACCAUGAUGAAAUACCUGAUGGAGAAAUGUCCCAGGUUGACCAUUUGGUGUUUAUGGUUCAUGGCAUCGGUCCUGUAUGUGACUUGAGAUUUAGAAGCAUUGUUGAAUGUGUUGAUGAUUUUAGAACUGUUUCUCUGAAGUUGCUGCAGACUCACUUUAGGAAAUCUUUGGAGGAAGGUAAAGUGAGCAGGGUGGAGUUCCUUCCAGUUCACUGGCAUAGCUCUCUGCAUGGAGAUGCAGCAGGUGUAGACAGGAACAUCAAAAAAAUCACUUUGCCAUCGAUUGGACGCUUGCGCCACUUCACCAACGAAACCCUCCUUGACAUCCUGUUUUACAACAGCCCCACCUACUGUCAGACGAUUGUGGAUAAAGUAGGGAUGGAGAUGAACCGUUUGUAUGCACUUUUCAUGAGUCGCAAUCCAGACUUCAAAGGAGGAGUCUCUGUGGCUGGGCACAGUUUAGGUUCCUUAAUUCUGUUUGACAUAUUAUCUAACCAGAAAGAUUUGGCUUCAUCAGUAAAUACUGAACCUUUCUCUGGUGUUAAUGGGACUGAGAAGGAUAUGUCUGCUCAAGAUAAACAGAUGACUGAAGAUACCAGUUCCUUGGGCUCCUCAAUUACUACUUCUGGUGAUGACCUUUGUGAGCCUGAAGUAGAUGAUGACGUUCCUACUUUGCAGAAGACUCUGGAGAUGCUGAGUUUAUCAGAGUAUGCAAACACGUUUGAAAAGGAGAGAAUUGACAUGGAAUCUCUGCUGAUGUGUACAAUUGAUGACUUGAAGGAAAUGGGGAUACCUCUUGGACCAAGGAAGAAAAUAGCCAAUUUUGUAAAAGACAGAGCAGCCAAGCAGGAACAAAAGAAAGCAGCAGCAGAGAAGAAAGCAGCAUUGGCUGCCAUGCUUCAAACGCAAGAAGUAUCCCAGAAAGCAAAAGAAACAGUUACUUCUGUCUCACCUUCAGAGUCUGGUCAGCAGCACUCAAAGAGGAAGCUUCCAGUUGGUGCAUCUGUUUCUUCUGUGAAUGUUGACUAUGAGUAUUUUGAAGUUGGAACUGGUCAGGUUUCAGUAGUUUACAGUGCUCUGGACUUUGAACCAGAUACAUUCUUUGCUCUUGGUUCUCCUAUUGGUGUGCUCCUAACUGUACGAGGACUGGAAAAGAUUGAUGAGAACUACAGACUUCCUACUUGCAAGGGUUUCUUCAAUAUCUAUCAUCCACUUGAUCCAGUAGCUUACAGGAUAGAACCAAUGAUCAUUGAAGACUUGAGUUUAAAACCAGUUCUUAUUCCACACCACAAAGGCAGAAAAAGACUUCAUCUAGAAUUGAAAGACUCUCUGUCUCGAAUGGGAUCUGAUCUGAAACAGGGUUUUAUCAGCUCUUUGAAGAGCGCAUGGCAGACCCUUAAUGAAUUUGCACGUGCUCAUACAUCUUCAACUCAGCUACAAGCAGAACUGGAGAAAGUUGCUAACCAAAUUAAAGAGGAAGAAGAAAAGCAAGUGGUAGAAGCUGAAAAGAUCACUGAAAGUCCAGACCUUCCAAAAGAUGAGGAUUUUACGGUGAAGGUUGGAAUGCUGAAUGGAGGACGACGCAUUGAUUAUGUUCUACAAGAAAAACCAAUAGAAAGCUUCAAUGAAUACCUUUUUGCUUUACAGAGUCAUUUGUGCUAUUGGGAAUCUGAAGACACUGCCUUGCUGUUUCUCAAAGAAAUAUACAGGAUGAUGAAUAUCAAUCCCGAGCAGCCACAACAUUGAUGCAUAGGUACAUGAUUACCAUACCUGUUGUUCUGACAGACCUGGUGGAAGCUGCUUCAAAGAACACCUGCUAUUUGCAUAGUUAGAGCUGACAGGAUAAGUAUCAGACUUUUCCUGCAGUCCAGAGCUCUCUCGGAUUCUGCCUUCCUGUGUCGCUUCAAGCAAACUUAGUUCUGAAAAGAUCAGCCCCGUCAUUCAAGAGAUGAAUGGAAUGACAUAAUUUUGGUCUUACAAAUCAGUUAAAUUGUACAGUUGCCAAAUAUAAAGUGAUCACUGAGGAGUUCUCUGGCAUGCAAGUCAUUACUUCUCUCCCUCCUAACUAAGCUGACUGUCAAACAUGCUUUGUCUACUAAGGCAGCACGUCCUUGUUAAAAAGGGCUUGUUGAGAAACAGCAAUAAUCUGCUUUUCUUGACGUGUUUAUUGGUCCAUCUUUUAGUAAUAAAAUGUGAACUGUAGUUAUAACCACCUUUAAUAUAGAUUACACAAAGCUGUUCCUAUUUACGAAAAACUAGCAACAAGAAUAAUUUUCCUUACUAUUGUAAGUGUUAUGGAGAUUUUAUAAAGACUUUUUAAGUUUCUGCUAUGAGUUUGAGUUUUUGUUUUUCAGAUAGAAAUGAACCUUUGAUUUCAAAAAAGUUAGAAGUUUGUUACAGGUAGUUCAGUGUUCACACCCCUUGAAAAGAGCAGUUUAAAACUACGUUUUGGUCAAAAGGUUGAUACAGUUUAGUGAAACUAGGCUGCACGUGUGAGAACUGAAAUACUUACCUUGACACUGCAAUUUAAUCUCUCAAAAUACUAAAUGGAAGUACAGGAAUCUGAAGCAUAUGGGCAUUAAAUAAUAAUCUAGAUCCAGAUCAGCAGCCCAGUCUAUUUAUCUCUUAAUGAAGGUGAGAUGAGUAGGGUUGCAUGAAAUCAUGAAUUUGUAUCUCUGAAUACUGAGCUUCUGUAGCUUUCUUCUAGCUUCAUCUCACAUGCAAAUUGUGGCUUUUCUCAAUAACUUGACUUUACUACUGACUGCUUGCUUCUGCUAUUACAGUAAAUGCAUUUUGAAAUGCAAUAUUUUUUUCUAAGUAUAUGUAAAAUACACAUUCUUGUGUACAUACUUUAGUUAUUAUAAAUACUUCCCAUGGGUCUUUACAGCAAAAAUCUCUAUUUCAUCACAGAGUAGGUUGUAAGGGGGGCCUUUGGAAAGGUUUAGUCCAACUCCCCUGCUCAAAGCAGGGUCAGCUUAAAUUAUGUGGCUUAGGGUCUUAUUCAAGGAUGAUGAUCCAUCACCUGUCUGGGCUCUAUUCUAAUGUUUGACUACUAUUACUAAGAUUUUUUUUUUCUAAUAUAUUAUUGUCAUUUCCCAGGCAGAGCUUGUUUGUUGCCUUUUGUCCUCUCUGUGCAUCUCCAAGGACAGUCUGUCUCUGUCCUCUCUGCACCCUUUCAUGAGACAGUUGAGGGCAACAGUGGGAUUUUCCUGUUGCCUUCUCAAGGCUGAACACUUUCUUCUAGACAUCUCCUUUCAUGCAGUGUGCUGUAAAUCCAAAUAUAUUAAAAAAUAUAUAUUUUAAAAGCACAAAACUAAAACAAGCCAACAAAUGAAAAACCAAAAGAAAGUACAUAGCAUGAAGAAUAAGUUGAGGAAAAAUAAGCAGAAAAUUGGAAAUAAAAAUAAAAAUAAAAAUUACUGUCCCUUGAAGGGUCACAACUUGGUAGAUUUUUCAGGUGCAGAUGUUUAUAAAUGAAGCCUAAGGGGGGAAAAAAAACGUAAUCAGAGCCUCUCUAAGAAAUCCACUGCUUUUCUAACAGAUUCCCAUCUGAAGGAAAUUGAAUCUCUCACUGAAAACAGAAUUAUUUUGAAAAUACUUCUGCCUAACUGAAGCAAAGGGGGCUGACUUCUGCCCCUCUGCUUCAGGAGCUGUUGUCUGUGCUGGCAGCAUUUCCUCCCUCUGGAAACCUCUCCUAGCACUUCUGUUUGUAAAAGCAGUGUAGUCAAAUUGUGCUUGUGCCAUGUGACACUUUGUAUAGUAUUGAAAUUUUUCAGUAACUGCUUCAGGAGUUGUCCUGAUCUUUUGUUUUUCCCAGUGAAUGUUAAAUUAAUAUUUAUAACUUUGUGUCUGCAGUAUGACAAAUGUGCUACAAGUUCUGUCUACAAUGAUACUUUCGUAACAAUGUUUUCCCCAGUUCCUCUCUGUAUGUCAUCUUGUUUCUUGUUAUGAAUAAUAAAAUCUUGCAUUUCAUUUUUCCUUAA